AUGAUUGCCCUUGAAGAGAGAAUUGUUACAUUCCUCGGAUCAUUCUUCGAGAUCAAUGCAUAUGAUCAACCAGGUGUUCAAGAUGGUAAGAAAGCUGCAACUGAUGUUAACACUGCUUCAAAGAAGAUUGUUGCAGGACUUGAGAAGAUUGACGGAAAACUUUCCGGUUAUACAGAAGACAUUCUCAAAGCACUUGGAUUCACCGAUGUUCCAUAUGAAGCUGAAGAUGUUCUUAACGAUAUCGUAAAGAAUAUUGACGUUGAUGAAUCUUAUCCAACACUCAAAGGUGUUAUUAAAGCAGAAAACCAUUGGUGUACAAAGUGCAAACAUUUCUAUUUUGACUUUUCAAAAUAA
Messenger RNA from Trichomonas vaginalis G3, 354 nucleotides. Its product is annotated as glucose-6-phosphate isomerase protein. The record is from RefSeq and is a predicted model, not a curated record. Lineage: Eukaryota; Parabasalia; Trichomonadida; Trichomonadidae. Gene Ontology annotation, molecular function: carbohydrate derivative binding. Gene Ontology annotation, biological process: carbohydrate derivative metabolic process. The transcript has a single exon. The coding region runs from base 1 to 354 and encodes 117 amino acids.